Messenger RNA from Dipodomys spectabilis (banner-tailed kangaroo rat), 2186 nucleotides. It is a transcript of the gene Rab3d, whose product is annotated as RAB3D, member RAS oncogene family. Gene Ontology annotation, molecular function: GTP binding; GTPase activity. The record is from RefSeq and is a predicted model, not a curated record. The coding region runs from base 192 to 851 and encodes 219 amino acids. The transcript is spliced from 5 exons. NCBI's taxonomy places the organism in Eukaryota, Metazoa, Chordata, Mammalia, Rodentia, Heteromyidae. Gene Ontology annotation, biological process: protein localization to plasma membrane; regulation of exocytosis; protein secretion. Gene Ontology annotation, cellular component: synaptic vesicle; plasma membrane; endosome.
CCCUCCCUCGCCGCCUGGGCGGAGCCCGCGCGGGAUCCGGGUGGCUGCGGACGGCGCGGUGGUGGCGACUGCGGGGCCGGGGUCGCGGCCGGGGUCAGGCCGCAGCAACUAGGGAGGCGGACACCUGCGGGCAGCGUCCGGGAUAAGAGGGCUGCGGUCAGCUGCAGCUGCGGAUCCCCCAGGUCUCCGUGAUGGCAUCGGCCGGAGACCCCCCUGCGGGCCCCCGGGACGCUGCCGACCAGAACUUCGACUACAUGUUCAAGCUGCUGCUCAUCGGGAACAGCAGCGUGGGCAAGACGUCCUUCCUGUUCCGCUACGCCGACGACUCCUUCACCCCGGCCUUCGUCAGCACCGUGGGCAUCGACUUCAAGGUCAAGACCGUCUACCGCCAUGACAAGAGGAUCAAGCUGCAGAUCUGGGACACAGCGGGCCAGGAGCGCUACCGCACCAUCACCACGGCCUACUACCGCGGCGCCAUGGGCUUCCUGCUCAUGUACGACAUCGCCAACCAGGACUCGUUCACCGCCGUGCAGGACUGGGCCACGCAGAUCAAGACCUACUCGUGGGACAACGCGCAGGUCCUCCUCGUGGGGAACAAGUGCGACCUGGAGGAGGAGCGCGUGGUCCCCGCCGAGGACGGCCACCGGCUGGCCGCUGACCUGGGUUUCGAGUUCUUUGAAGCCAGUGCCAAGGAGAACAUCAACGUGAAGCAGGUGUUCGAGCGCCUGGUUGACAUCAUUUGUGACAAGAUGAACGAGUCUCUGGAGCCCACCUCGAGUCCCGGCAGCAAUGGGAAAGGCCCGGCCCUGGGGGACGCCCCCCCGCCCCAGCCCAGCAGCUGCAGCUGUUAGGGGUGAUAACCCCCGCCCCAAAUCAACCUUCUCCUGCAGGACAAUGACUGAGGCACGAGCCAGGCACGGGGGCUGGCUCCAAGCUCAGAGCACCCCCUUCCCUCCUGCCCGCCCCCCUCCGCCCCCCGCGUGGUCCCCUUUGCUUCUAGAGCCUCGAGCCUCAGGACAGCUGGGCCUGGGGUCCUGGCUGUGCGCGAACUUGCUGCUUCCGUGGCAUUCUCGUGGCUGGCCGUGGGCAGCGUGUCCUACCACGCGUCCAGCGGCGUCACCCGUGCCUUCCACUUCCGCCCGCGCCACCCCCGGCACCCAGCCUGGUGUUUACAAGCUGCCUGAGGCUGGGCGCUGGUGAUGGCUCCCGCCCGUCAUCCUAGCGACUCAGGAGGCUGAGAUCUGAGGAUCCCAGCUGGAGGCCAGCCUGAGCAGAAAGACCUCGAGACUAAUGAGCCACCAGAGAACCGGAAGUGGCGCUGUGGCUCAAGUGGUUAGAGCACUUGCCUUGAGCACAAAGAGGCUCAGGGACGGCGCCCGGGCCCUGAGUUCAAGCCUCACAAGGGACAGAAGAGAAAACAAAGCUGCCUGAAGUUGGGGUGGCUUGUCCAAGUUCAUGUUCGGGGAGGUGGCGAUCACCUGUUUUUCUCAGGUUCCCUCAGCUUGGUCUCAGCUGGCUCUGUGAAUCGCCUGGAUGCCAUGGUUCCAAGCUGGGGUGAUGAUUGGGGUUCCCCCAUUACAGAGCCCCCCACCCUGCUCACAGAAUGCUUGUGCAACACCGCCCCCCUCAAGUCCAACUGCUGUAUAGAGCCAUACCCUGGCAUGGGGUCCCCAAAGUGCCUUGGUCCCUCCCCACCUCCCGCAAUCUUUCACCCACUGCACCUCUGAUGCUGAGACAUUCUAGAACAUUCCGUGUCUUUUCUUUUUAGGGCUUGAACUCAGGGUCUUGUGCUCUCUUGCUUGGCUUUUUCCGCUCAAGGCCGGUGCUCUACCACUUGAGCUACAGCUCUCCUUCAGCUUUUUGCUGGUUGGGGAUGAGUUUCACACACUUUUCUGUCCUGGGCAGGCUUCUAAUUGCAAUCCUUAGUUCUCAGCCUCCUGAGUCGCUGGGAUUAUAAAUGUGCCCAGCUUUCUAGAACAUUCUGGCCACAGCAGAUGGGGCUGAGAAUUAUCCAGCUCUUAAUAUUCCCACUGAAGACUGUCUGACCGGAGACCAGGGCUUCCCUCCUUAUCUGACUGGUUGUAUUUUAAGCAAGAUCUUUACAAAUCUCAACAUCCUGCGCAAAAAGGAAGUUGACCAAUGUCCACACAGCCCAGGCUGGCUUCUGUGUGUGUGUGUGUGUGUGU